CAGACUUGUUACCUCUAGAUGGCUACAGACUAGUGAUUCUAAUAGUUCCUGGUAUAUUUAUGCACAGUGUGGCUAAAACCAUUUUAUAGGUAUCAGGUUUGUCAUAAUUUAGCAGCCUGGUUAGGUAAUGGAAGGAGAGCAGCCUGUGCCUACUGUGGAGCUUAACUUCAAUAGUUUUGUUGUUAAGUUGUGGCGUAUAGUAAACAGCCCACGUUAUCAGUCAAUAUUCUGGGAUACUGCUGCGAUAAAUGUUGUUGUAGUCAAGCAGAUGUUUGUGUCUGAGGUGCUUUGCCCUGAGGUGCCACACAGGGAAGAUACAAACCUUUUCAAGACAAAAAACUUUGAGAGUUUUAUCCGCCAGCUGAAUCUGUAUGGCUUCAGGAAGGUGCAGAGAUCUGACUGCAGGCCCUAUUACCCAGAAGAAGAAGGUGGGGUGCACGUUUUUCACAAUCCCAGCUUCCAAAAGGAACACCCAGACUUUUUGGUCAAUAUCAAGAGGCUGACCAGUAGUAACAAGGCCAAAAUAGCUGCAGGCCUUGAAGUGAAGUCUCGGCCAAAAAUUCGCUUGAGCUUGCUAAGUACGUGUGCAGCUGGGGAGAAGAAAAAUCUGGAUAACCAGGGUCAAGAGACAGUUGAACCCAAACAUUGCACCUUGCAACAUGAAAGUCCUCCUUCAAAUGCCUCGUUCUCAUUUAACCAAAUGGACCAGACAUCAGUCUCUCAAACAGGGAGUCUUUAUUUGGGUCUUCUGCCAGUACAGAGUCUGUCUACAAUGGAAGAACAGGAGUAUAGUGCAUUUAUUUCACCCAGAGCCCCAUACCAACAAGUGCUCUGUGCAACAGGUGAAACAGAUGCAGGUCCUGAGAUGGAUGAACCUAAAUCACACAUUUUGCAACUUGAAAAUGUUAUUACAGAUCCUUCCUUCUCUCCACCCUUCAGCAGCAAUAUAAACUUUCCAUUUAAUGGAGUGGAUCAGACACCAAGCCCUUCAACAACAGGAGGGCAUUCUUUGGGUCUGCUUCCAAUUCAGGGUCAGUCUACAAUAGCGGAAGCAGAACUGGAGUAUGGUAGAUUAGUUUCACCCAAAGCCCAAUACCCACCAUCGCUGUGUCCAACAGUAUAUCUCCAGUGCUGUACAAGUCCCACUGCAGCCUCAAGCUUACUUUAUAGCUAUUAUCAGACCCCGCCUAGACAGUCACCAAUCCCCAUGCACUUCCUGUCCCCAAAAAGGCCUAACCAGGAUUCAAGUGACCCCACUGAAGAUGAGCAGAACCUUCUAAUGCAGUCUCCUGUGCCUGUGAAUUUGCUGUCUCCAAAAAAGCCUAAGCCGAAUCCUGGUGACUGCAAGAAAGUAAAGGCAGAUAAUAUGGAUGCAUUGCUUUCAUUAGUUCAAACCCAGAGUUAUGAAAUUGUCCCUGAUAAUCAAAACAAAGAGAGAAGAACACUCUCAAACCAGGAAGUGGCACCUGACCUCUACCUCUUAGCGGAAGUAGCCUGCAUGAUGGAACGAUUGCCAGAAUAGACGUUAUCAGAAGAAGGAGAUGAGCAAUUGUAUUAUUUUGCACCACGGUGUUGUUCUUGUUUAGCCAUAUUCCAGACAGUGUAAUUUAUUGGUUAUCUAGUCUAUUUAAGAUAAGGAGGCAGAUUUAUAUUUAUUUUAUAAAUAGCAUUUAUAUAUUAUUUUAUUUACAUAUUAAACUGAGGGUUCAAGGGGAAAGCCAGUAGUUCAGUAUUUUUCCCUAGUUAUGUACACUUUUCUGCUAUUUACUAUUUACUAUUUUCUUGCACUUUUAUUAAUAUGUCAGUACAUCAUAAUUAGUUCAGCUACUUUUACCAGUCUGACUCCAUCCUGUGAUAUGGAAUGUUAGAGAUCAGCACUGAGCUCUAACACCCCAACUCAGGAAAUUAACAAGGAUUGUGUUACAAUUCACACAAUGCAAGGUAGCAGAAGAAUAACAAUUUGCUCGUACAAACUGAUAGUAAUUCAGAAAAAAAGAAUAAGCCCUUAUUGUUAUUUUUUUAUGCUCAUGUUAUACAAGCAAUAGUUACUUCUUCCCUUAGCCUGUACAGUGUUGUUAUAGUUCAUAUCAAAGAAACACAAAGAAACUGUUUUACACUAUAGUGAUAUGAACCGUGAAGCUAUCACUUUGUCAUAGUAACAUGCUCCACAGAGAAGGGCUGGCACAGGGAUUAUACUGUUCAUUAGUAAUGUCAGUUUGGUGCAGAAAAGCUAAAAGCUGCUUCUUGUAGCCUGACGAAGGGGUACGCCCCUGAAACGUUGCCUUGAAUAAACACGCAGGGGUUAUACCCCGCUUGCACUUUACUUGUUGUGCCGGCUGAAAUAAUUUCUACUGGUGGCAGUAAUGCCAUAUAGCAGAACUCUCAAACUAUUACUUCUUAAGGAGCUUCUUUUAUUAUAAGUAUUUAAUGUAAAAUAUAACUUAUCUGAAGCAAGAUGUUAUAACUUAUCUGACGCAAGAUGUUAUACCAUCCUAUAUAUAAAAAUUGUAAAAUGUGAUCCACACCCGCAGUGAAAGUGUGUUAGCAUAAGCCUUUACAAUGAGAUUUUACAUUCUGUAACUCUAUGUUUUCGAACGUAUAUUUUGAGAAAAAUGUCAGAGAGAGGAGUAGGGCGAUGUAUGAUAUUAAGUCCCCAUUUCUCUGUUGUUUAUCAUUUUAAACUAGCUGUUUCUAAAGAUUUUUCUAUUUUCAGUAUUUAAUGUGAAGCAAUAUAUACAGUAUAUCAGCAAAUCUGAAACAGUAUUAUACCAUGUGCAAUGUCAGUAAAACAAACAGUUUUUUAAGAAAGCAGUGGAAAUCUGGCUGCAAAUAGCAUUUAAAAAUCUAUUUGAUCUUGCAAAGUACUUCUUUAUAGUCACUUUUUUGUAACACCGACAGUAUAACUUGUGUUGUUUAGAUGUACAUAAUCUGCCCCAUUUCUCUGGUCAGAAACGGAACUGUGAUGUUGCUAUUCACCAAGUAAUUUUAAGAAAUUUUUAAAGCAUUUUUGAUUUGUAAUGUAAAACCAACUAAUUUAUUAUUUUAAAUAAGAAUUGGACAUUCGUUUUAUAAAAAGCAUUUUUAUUUGUAAUGUCAAACCAAUUAAUUUAUUAUUUUAAAUAAGAACUGGACAUUCCACGUUAUAGAAAGCAGUAUAUGAAAUGAGUAAUAUCUACUAAAACAGUUUGUUUUGUGCACAUAACAGGAAACUACAAGAGCUUAGAUGACAACCAUUUGGGUUUUCCAAUUGCCUGACUAUGCGCUGUAAGCUCAAUGCCUUGUACCACUUUACUGAAUGUAUUGCUGUUUUUUUGUACUCUGUGUUAAAUGUUUUUCAUUAAAAAAAAAUGCACUGAUAA
Messenger RNA from Xenopus tropicalis (tropical clawed frog), 3359 nucleotides. RefSeq names its product heat shock transcription factor family member 5 (gene hsf5). Gene Ontology annotation, molecular function: sequence-specific DNA binding; DNA-binding transcription factor activity. Gene Ontology annotation, cellular component: nucleus; chromosome. Gene Ontology annotation, biological process: regulation of DNA-templated transcription. Lineage: Eukaryota; Metazoa; Chordata; Amphibia; Anura; Pipidae. The record is from RefSeq and is marked provisional.